UUCUGCCUUGAACUCUGGACAGACACGGAGCUUUUUCUACAGAUACACGACAGUCAACAUGGACGUGCACCGAGCAUCACACCACUCUCAAAUGGAAUAUAAUUUGAACAUGGAGGGCAAGCAGGCUGGGAAAAUGCUGCCCUGCCAGGAGGACCGCCUGGACAGCGGCGUUGAUUCUCUGAAAGAGGAAGACAUAGUUAAAGACUUUGAGGACAUGAAGAUGACAGAGAAUCGGGAGUUUACGCAGGAAUACGAGCCCUGGAGAGAUGUAAUGACGGACGAUGGUGACACGCUUCUACAUUUGGCCAUCAUCCAUGAAGCAGUUGACCAUGUCCGGGAGAUGAUCAAACUGUCCCACAAUCACCCCUUCCUCAAUGCACAGAACCACCAGGGACAGACUGCACUGCAUUUGGCGGUGAUCACAGACCAGCCGCAGCUUGUGGAGAGGCUAUUGAAGGCUGGAGCGGACCCAAGGUUAGCCGACAACAGCGGCAACACGGCCCUCCACAUCGCCUGCAAGAAAGGCUCCCUGGCCAGCUUCAGCGUCAUCACACAGAACAGCCCCAGCCACCUCACGGCGCUCAUGUCCUUCCCCAACUACAGCGGACACAACUGCCUUCACCUUGCAUCUAUAAACGGCUACAUUUCACUUGUGGAGAACCUUGUGAAAAUGGGCGCAGAUAUCAAUGCACAGGAGCAGUGCAGUGGAAGAACAGCACUCCACUUGGCGGUCGACUUCCAGAACUUGGCAUUGGUUCGUUGCUUGGUGGACCUGGGCGCAGACGUCAACAGCCUAAACUAUGGAGGGUUCACGCCGUACCACCUAACAUACGGUCGCCAAAACGAAGAAAUCCGGGAACAGUUGUACCACAAGACGGCGCAAGAGCUGAGGCCGCUGCCCGUAAGCGAGUCGGACGAAAGCGAAAUGGAGGAUUUGGACUUGUCGGAUGAUGAGUUGUACGAUGACAUAAAGUUUGGCCAAUAAAGACGACAACGACAACAACAACAAAAAAAAUGGUGAUACAUGUGAAGCUGCUAUAACGGGGGCUGUCCAUUCAAGGCCGACAAAAUGGCCACCAGGAGGUCCACAGGUGCUGGCCAGACCGAACCAUGAAGAUGUGAAGGCGACACCGAGCUGGUCCGAAUGCAAGAGUUGAGAUUGAAUUGCAAACGAAGCAAGAUCAUGAACUCUGAUAGUCCCUUAUGUAAAAUGUAUAAACUAUAUAUUCUGUAUAUAAGAGCUGUUAUAUAAUGUAAAUACAGAGAUACUAUUUUUGUACUUGUGAAUAUCUAGUGUGAAUUUAAACACUAUUAUGAGAGAAUAAAAGAAAAAAAGCCUUGAUAUGAAAA
This is a messenger RNA of Periophthalmus magnuspinnatus, 1350 nucleotides long. RefSeq names its product nuclear factor of kappa light polypeptide gene enhancer in B-cells inhibitor, alpha a (gene nfkbiaa). The transcript is spliced from 6 exons. The record is from RefSeq and is a predicted model, not a curated record. Gene Ontology annotation, molecular function: protein binding. Lineage: Eukaryota; Metazoa; Chordata; Actinopteri; Gobiiformes; Gobiidae. Bases 59 to 985 code for a protein of 308 amino acids.